AUGCUGUCCAUGUUUAUAGAUGCACCCUUGAAAGACUUAGCUACCAAGGCAGACGCUGCGUUCGAACGUUUUCCGCAGCAGACGACCAGUAACUCCGGUGACGUAUUCUCACCGAUGAAAACCGAAUCCCAUGUUUGUUCCCAGUCGCUAGACCGAUCUGACUCUAAAGACGAGGAAAUUGCGCUACUUCGCAGCAGGAUAGCAGCAAUGAAGGCUUCGAAGCAGCGUGUGCCACGGUCAAAUGCUGACCACGUUUUGGCUACCGUUCAUUGCGGCUCGUCUGUGCCUGCACCGAGUACGUCACGUUCGGCACGAAAGCGCCACAUUUUCCUUACAAGUUCUCAGUCAGAUAAUGUCAAGCCCGUCGAAGAAGUAUGUUGGUAUCACCGCCAAUACGGUGGAAGAGCUAGACGUUGUCGGGCUCCCUGCAUUAGGCACGACCCAGGGAAAACGAAUAGCCCGCAUACUAGCACUACAAACGUAUCAUUCAAUAACCAAGCAAACCGACUGUUUUACGUUAAGGAUCGACGUUCUUCCAUCACGUUCCUCAUCGACACAGGAGCGGAAGUCAGCGUCAUCCCAGCGACCGCUAGCGACAAGCACUCGAAGCCUACGUACAAUUUGCGUGCGGCCAACGGUUCUCCGAUAGCUUCAUUCGGUCAGCGCAUGAUGAACCUAGACCUCAAUCUUCGCCGAGAUUUUCAGUGGGUCUUCAUGGUUGCGUCUGUACCCUUCGCAAUUAUCGGUAUCGACUUCCUCCGACAUUUUGGGUUGCUUGUUGAUGCUGGUCGCCACAGGCUUUUAGACGACCGUACGAAACUAGGUGUUGAUGGUGUCCUUUCAGAUGCCCCGAUAAUCAGCCCUGUAUUUCGGAUCGCAGACGCACCGUCCGACUACUUGAGCCUCCUCUCCGAAUACCCGCGACUGGUUCGACCGGCUGCAGAGCUUCCACCAGUCACGACAGAGGUCGCUCACCACAUAGUUACGCGCGGUCAACCAGUUAGCGCACGACCAAGACGGCUUGCUCCAGACAAACUACGGGCAGCACGAGCCGAAUUUGACCACAUGCUUCAACUUGGUAUCGUCAGACCGUCCAACAGCCCAUGGGCGUCGCCUCUGCACAUGGUCCCGAAGAAGGUUGUGGGGGACUGGCGUCCUUGCGGCGACUAUCGAUCCUUGAAUACGGUAACCACGCCUGAUCGCUAUCCGAUCCCACACAUAGUGGAUCUCACCGCCAGUCUGGCGGGUAAAAGUAUCUUCAGCAAAAUCGACUUGGUACGCGCAUACAACCAAAUUCCGGUAGCCGAGGCGGACAUCGCUAAAACUGCCGUGACGACUCCAUUUGGUUUGUUCGAGUUUCUGCGUAUGCCAUUUGGUCUAAAGAACGCCGCGCAAACUUUUCAGCGUUUCAUCGACCAAGUUUGUCGCGGCUUAGACUUCGCUUACGCGUAUCUUGACGACAUUUUAAUCGCAAGCUCUUCACGAGAAGAGCACAUACGCCACGUACGAACACUUUUUGAUCGUUUAUCUCAACACGGGGUGACGAUCAACGCAGAAAAGUGUUCGUUUGGUGUCGAUUCAGUUAAUUUCCUGGGCCAUCGUAUCUCUUCUGCAGGCGUCGUGCCACUGCAAGAUAAAAUUCAAGCCAUUAUCGACUACCCCGAGCCUCAUUCUUUCAAACAGCUCAGGCGUUUUGAUGGCCUGGUCAACUUUUACCGUCGAUUUAUACCCAACUGCGCCUCUCUGAUGCAACCCCUCACGGACCUUCUCCGAGGGAAACUCAAGACGUUCGAAUUUCCUACCGCAGCACGCGCUGCUUUUAAGUCGCUGAAAGAGGCUAUCGCCAACAUAGCUUCCAUAGCGCAUCACGAUCCGACCGCCCCACUGUCCCUUAGUACUGACGCCUCGGACGUCGCGGUCGGCGCUGUUUUGCAGCAACGCGUAGCCGACACGUGGCAGCCCUUAGCGUUUUUCUCCAAACGCCUACAACCUACCGAAUCUCGCUACAGCACGUUCGGUAGAGAACUACUUGCCGUAUAUCUAGCGAUACGUCACUUUCGACACGUCCUAGAAGGCCGCUCCUUUGUCGUCUUCACCGACCACAAACCCCUAACUUACGUGCUCGGCUCGACUACCGACCGAUACUCUCCUAGAGAGUCGCGCCACCUUGACUAUAUCGCUCAGUUUACGACCGAUAUACGGCAUGUCUCAGGUGUGCACAACGCCGUCGCCGAUGCACUUUCCCGCAUUCAAGCUAUCUCCGCUGACGCCGGCACUGCUAUCGACUUGGCAGCCAUGGCCACAGCGCAACUCAACGACCCUGAGGUUGAUCUACUACGCAGGUCUCCCUCAUUGGACAUACGACCCGUUCCGCUGACAUCAUCAGACGGCACUAUACUGUGCGAUUUAUCUCUGGGCACGCCGCGCCCAGUCGUCCCACGUGAGUUUCGGCAGACCGUGUUCGACGCGUUGCACGGCUUGUCUCAUCCAGGCGUUCGUGCAUCGGUUAAACUCGUAACCGCACGAUUCGUUUGGCGCAAUGUUAAUCGGGACGUCCGUACCUGGGCAGCUGCUUGCCUUCCGUGUCAACGCGCGAAGGUGCACAAGCACACGAGAAGCCCAUUAGGCACUUUUCCGACGCCAGACGCACGCUUUCAUCACGUGCACGUCGACCUCGUAGGUCCUCUGCCGCCUUCCAAAGGCUCGGUAUAUCUACUGACCUGCAUCGAUCGAUUUACUAGAUGGCCUGAGGCCGUACGUAUCCCAAAUUGCUCCUCGAAAAACGGUAGGGAAAGCUUUCCUAGAGCGCUGCUUAGCUCAAUACGGCUGUCCCGCCAUCGUGACCACCGAUCAAGGGUCACAUUUCUCGUCAACGUUUGCCACGUU
Molecule: messenger RNA, 2886 nt
Organism: Dicrocoelium dendriticum
Lineage: Eukaryota; Metazoa; Platyhelminthes; Trematoda; Plagiorchiida; Dicrocoeliidae
Source: the annotation of a GenBank genome assembly